Linum trigynum is the source of this 2945-nucleotide messenger RNA. Lineage: Eukaryota; Viridiplantae; Streptophyta; Magnoliopsida; Malpighiales; Linaceae. The record is from the annotation of a GenBank genome assembly.
ACAGGUUACUUUUCCCACAUUUUUAACAAUUUGUUUGUAGUGAUUUUGACAGCAAGUUGAAACUUCUACCACGACUGUUAUGCCACCAUGAGCGUCUUCAUUGACGAAUACAAACACAAAAUAUCAAGAAAAAAAUGGAACAGUAACUGUCAAAACUGCCCAAUAACAUAAGGUUGAGUGACGGAGAGGGCAAGGAAAUUGGUGGACUCACAAUUAUUUUCUAGCAUGUCAGCUUUUCGUUGCAUGCAUAUAAGAAUUCAACGACUUGGCGGCCCCACUUACCACCACCAGACAUUUUGUUCUCUUUCUCACACAGUCGUAAAAUAUUUCUCUGAACUUCAUCAGUUGAGCCACAGAGAAGCCCUCCUAUCAUGGCAGGUCUAGCAGUGCUUGCCUGUGCCUUCAUAUCCGGCUUCUCGAUAACCUGCUGCAGUGCCCAAGAUACCAUUAGUCUAGACCAGCAACUGAAGGAUGGUGAUACUACUCUAGUUUCAGCAGGAAGGGGAAGAUUCGAGCUGGGAUUUUUCAGCCCCGUGAAUUCAAGAAACCGGUACCUAGGAAUAUGGUAUACAAACAUUAUUCCUCGGACGGUUGUAUGGGUAGCCAAUAGAGAAACACCGAUACCAGACACUCUGGGAGCUGUAAAUCUCACCAGUCAGGGAAACCUGACUCUCUUCGAUGGGAACCAGACUCUUGUCUGGUCUUCCAAUUCAUCAGGAAUAUCUCUGCAAUCUCCAGUUGCACAGCUCCUGGAUUCUGGGAAUCUCGUAGUGAAAGAUUCCCUGGAUAAUGACACUGGUGCUGUUGAGAAUCUCCUGUGGCAGAGCUUUGAUCAUCCUUGUGAUACAUUGAUUCCAGGGAUGAAGACAGGGAAGGACUUGGUGAAUGGUCUGGACAAGCCUCUGACAUCUUGGAAGAGCACCGAAGAUCCAGCCAAGGGAGAUUAUAGAAUGGAAAUAAACAUUCAAGGAUAUCCACAGGCAUAUCUCAUGAGGGGAAAUAGAACUUUAUUCAGAGUAGGAUCAUGGAAUGGUGAGCGGUUUACAGGGCUUCCUGCCCUACAGCAAACCCCAACUUUCACAUUCCAGUUUGUGUUGAGCUCAAACGAGGUGUAUUUCAAGUUUGAAACCACUGACAAUUCACCUCUGAUGAGGUAUACAAUAUAUCCCUCAGGCCUUCUCCAGCGGUACAUAUGGAACGAUCAAACGAACGACUGGAUGGUUACGGCUACAGCGCAGGUGGAUCAGUGUGAGAACUAUGCUCUCUGUGGUGCAUUUGCUGGUUGUCAAGUGUACAGAUCUCCGAUAUGCUCUUGCUUGAAUGGGUUUGUGCCACAAUCACCAACAGAUUGGAAUUCGACAAAGUGGUCUGAUGGGUCCGUUCGGAGAACACCACUUGAGUGCAGUAGAAACGAUGGGUUUCUGAAGUACGAAGGAAUCAAAGUGCCAGACACAUCUUCGAGCUCAUACAUCAGAAACAUGGGUCUUGCAGAAUGUGCAGGUUUGUGCUUGGGUAACUGCUCUUGCACUGCUUAUGCAAGUUUAGACAUCAGGAACGGUGGGAGUGGCUGCUUGAGAUGGUUUGGUGAUCUGAUUGAUAUAAGAGGAUUAGCUGAGGGUGGACAAGAUCUCUAUGUAAAGGUAGCUGCUUCAGAAGUAGCUGAAUUUGGAAAGAAACAAACUCCAAAUGAGAAGAAGAGGACGAUGAUAAUUGCCAUCUUGGCUGUGAUACUAUUUCUGAGCAUGGUAGCACUAGGAAUAGGCUGCAUCAUCAAAAGGAAAAGAGAACUCAGGAUGAAAGCAAGAGCAGAAGGAUUGAUCGUAAGGAAUAAUGAUGACAACAAAGGAGAUAUGGACUUACCAAUAUUUGAACUGGAUACAGUAGCAGCUGCAACCAAUAACUUCUCAAACAGCAACAAGCUUGGAGAAGGUGGCUUUGGACCUGUGUACAAGGGCACGUUACAAGAAGGGCAAGGAAUAGCAGUGAAGAGGCUCUCCAAGAGCUCUGGCCAAGGAUUGAAUGAGUUCAAAAAUGAAGUCAUAUUGUUUUCAAAACUUCAGCACCGCAAUCUUGUAAAGCUUCUCGGUUGUUGCAUUCGUGAUGAUGAAAAGAUGUUGAUCUAUGAAUACAUGCCUAACAGAAGCUUAGACUCUAUAAUUUUUGAUAAAUCAAGAUCCAAGCUGCUAGAUUGGCAACAGCGGAUCCAAAUCAUAGAUGGAAUAGCUCGAGGUCUUCUUUACCUUCACCAGGACUCGAGACUCAGAAUCAUCCACAGGGAUCUCAAAGCCAGCAACAUUCUACUGGAUAAGGAAAUGCAUCCCAAAAUAUCUGAUUUUGGCCUUGCAAAAACAUUUGGUGCAGAUCAAACAGAGGCCAACACUAAUAGAGUAGUUGGUACACAUGGCUACAUGUCUCCAGAAUAUGCCAUGGACGGGGUUUUCUCGGUGAAAUCUGAUAUCUUCAGCUUUGGGGUCCUAGUCCUGGAGAUAAUAAGUGGGAAGAGAAACAGGGGAUUUCAACAUCAUGACCAUGACCUUAACCUUCUAGGCCAUGCAUGGGCACUAUGGAUGAAAGGAGCAGCUCUAAAGCUAGUCGACGAAUGUCUUAUGGAAUCCUGUACUCAUUCUCAAGCAUUAAGAUGCAUUCAAGUAGCUCUACUGUGCGUGCAACAAAGACCAGAAGACCGGCCAAACAUAUCACUGGUUGUUCUAAUGCUAGGCAGUGCGGAUCCACUGUCGGAACCUAAACAGCCUGGUUUUUUCACAGCAAGAAACCCAUUUGAUAAAGGGGACAGUUCAUCGAGCAAGAACGACUCCCACUCAGUAAAUGACGUAACUGUGACAUUGUUGGCCGCUAGAUGAUAACGGAGAAAGUGCAUCCUUAACACAGUAAAACGCAGUUUUGAAUGCGAAUUGAGAUGCAUAGAAUAGAAAGUAGAAUUCCGA